AUGACAGGCCAGAUUGUAAAUUUUACAACAGUUUUAUUGAAGGGAUAUUAUUUCAAAUUGUUGGCAGCAAAUGAAAAUCAUGUCCUGUACCCAAACAUGCCACAAUAUCUGUCACUCCCGUCCCUCAUCUUUGUGGACAUGACUCCUGAGGAAGCGAUUUUAUUUGAUAAUAUUAUUGGGCAUAACAUUAGCAAGCUCUCUCACAAAGACAUGGUGAAACUGUUUCACUCGUUGAAACCAGAAGAAAUAGACGUACAGUCCAGCAGGUGUGAAAAUACCAAAGUUUGGCGAUUUAAGUGCCAACAACAUCUUCCUCCUGGCUGUGAUAUAUCUAGCUACCAGUCACUUUUUUGGAUUGCUUCCGCCAGUGAGGCUGUAUAUAGUCAAUGCUUAUUGAUAUUUGAACUUCAUGGAGAAGGAAAAUUAAAAAACCAGAGACUGAAGAAACACGAAUCUAUUAUGAGACCCACUUUAAAUGUGACGAGGCCCUGGAGAGCCUUAAUGACUCUGCCAGAGGAGACAACUCUGGAGCUCCUUUCUAAGGUCACUAACUUGGAGUAUGAUCUUGAUGGAAUGACAAAGGAAGCUGAGUACUUAAAGGGUACACUGAACAUUCAGUUUGUUGUGUGCAAACUUUCCAAAAUGCCUUGGGAGAAGACACUCGCACAGUUCUGGACCAGUGAACAGGAAGCCAAGGAAGAACUCAGCCAGUUUAUAGGAGAUGUUAAAAGAGGAGUUCCUGGGGAUAGACUGCGUAGCUUUGUUGAACACAAGCUUCAAGACCAGAACUACAAAACAAAGCCCCUUGUAUUUCAAGAGGAUCCCUUGGCUUUCCUUCAGGCGGGGAAACUGGAGACGCCUGUAGAUAUUUCCAUUUUUAAUGAAGAAACACCUGACUGGCAACCCCUCCUAAGGAUAUGUAUGGACCUUCCUUUGCUGCAUGAAAAUCACACCUUUAUAUUAACAACGUCAUGGAAUAGUGUCAGUGAUACAAAGAAAGGAUUAGAAUUGAUGUACCCUAAUAAGAGUUCAACAGUUGUUGUAUUUUACAACAAGAAGACUAACUUCACCCAGCCUUUUGUAUGCCUACUUUCAAAUAAGGCUGGCAUGAAGGGGCUACCUGAAUUAGUUGAAGCAAUAUCAAAGCCCUUGUUCUUUGAGAAAAUUUUGGCCCAUUUGAUUACGAGAAAUGGCAAUCUGGUAGUUUUCCACUGUGGAAAAGGAGAAGCACUGCAGGCAGGAAGGAAAAAGGGCCUGAAUGUUGUUGGGAUUGAUGCGAGAAAUGAAAUGGUCCGAUCCUGUAAUAAAUUAUUAUGUUAA
Messenger RNA from Saccostrea echinata, 1320 nucleotides. RefSeq lists its product as uncharacterized. The record is from RefSeq and is a predicted model, not a curated record. The transcript has 10 exons. Lineage: Eukaryota; Metazoa; Mollusca; Bivalvia; Ostreida; Ostreidae. Bases 1 to 1320 code for a protein of 439 amino acids.